This is a messenger RNA of Quercus lobata, 1416 nucleotides long. Its product is annotated as chitinase-like protein 1. Lineage: Eukaryota; Viridiplantae; Streptophyta; Magnoliopsida; Fagales; Fagaceae. Gene Ontology annotation, biological process: cell wall macromolecule catabolic process; chitin catabolic process. The record is from RefSeq and is a predicted model, not a curated record. The transcript is spliced from 3 exons. Bases 221 to 1273 code for a protein of 350 amino acids. Gene Ontology annotation, molecular function: chitinase activity.
AUAGACCCAAUACUUCUUUUCUCCUACUGCUGAAACUCAUAAUCAACUUCAUUAGAUAAUUGUGAAAUUAGGUGAAGAACAUAGGUGGUCCUAGAAUUUUUCCUAGAACAUCUUUCCUUUCCCUUCUCCCAGAAGCCGGCACAGCACCCAGUUAAUUAUAGGCAGCAACCACUGACAGCCAGAGUACAGACCUUUCUCCAGUCUUCACCCUCGUUAAUUAAUGUUACGUGCAAAAUUAAUGGAGUUUAAAUUUAAAUGGUGUAUUCUCUUGACAAUAUUGGCGUUUACAUUAGUGCUUGUGAAUUGUGGCGACUCUAAUUCGUUGAAUGGCCCAUACAACAUGGGAGUUUUGGUUCCGAGUCUGAGGUUCUGUCCUUUGUGCCACACGAAUCCACCGCGUUCACAGGCAACAACCGGAGGUAAUAGAUAUUUUCGGGGCGGCCGAGGACUAAAAGCAUGCUGUGGCGGCGCUGUUACUGACUACUUCCACACACACCAGUUUGAGAACAUGUUCUCAAACCGUAACUCGCUUGAGGUUGAGACCAACGCAAAGGGAAAGAGCUUCCGGGACUAUGACUCUUUUAUUACUGCCUCUGCUCAAUACCAGCCCUAUGGCUUUGGUACUACCUACAUGAACCAGAAGUUCAUGGGAACCAAAGAAGUGGCAGCUUUUCUGGCCCAUGUUGCCACCAGAACCUCCUGUGAACAUAAAGUUGCUUCCAGGGAACAAUUAGCCAGAGGUCUCUGCAAUAACAAGGAAAUUAAUUCCAACUUGUACAAUUACUGUGAUCAGCACUACAAAGACACUUAUCCAUGCGCCCCUGGAAUUGCAUACUAUGGUCGGGGUGCUCUACCGAUAUAUUGGAACUAUAAUUACGGAGAAGCAGGUAAAGAUUUGAAGGUGGAUUUGUUGAACCAUCCAGAGUACAUUGAACAAAAUGCUACCUUGGCCUUCCAAGUUGCAAUUUGGAGGUGGAUGACGCCAAUUAAGAAGCAUCAGCCUUCAGCACAUAAUGUCUUUAUAGGUUACUGGACACCCACCAAAAAUGACACUUUGGCCAAGAGAGUUUCUGGUUUUGGUGCUACUAUGAAUGUGCUCUACGGAGAUCUUAUUUGUGGUCAAGUUGAUAAUAAUUCCAUGAACAACAUCAUCUCCCAUUACUUACAUUACCUUGAUCUUAUGGGUGUUGGUCGAGAAGAAGCAGGGCCUCACGAAGUGCUUAGCUGUGCUAAGCAGGUUGCUUUCAAUCCAUCUUUUUCCUCAUCUCCUUGAGCUCUGUUUGGUGUUGAUGGAUAAUCUGUCCUUUUUGAAUUAAUUUGUAUCUAAGAACUUCUGAAGCAACAAAAAGAAAUGUUCAAACAUUAAGGUGUGGUAAGAGGUUGUAUAAAAUAUUUGUGUUUCUAUGUGAUGCUAAA